Aureobasidium namibiae CBS 147.97 is the source of this 1134-nucleotide messenger RNA. RefSeq lists its product as uncharacterized. Lineage: Eukaryota; Fungi; Ascomycota; Dothideomycetes; Dothideales; Saccotheciaceae. Bases 1 to 1134 code for a protein of 377 amino acids. Gene Ontology annotation, biological process: carbohydrate metabolic process. The transcript is spliced from 3 exons. The record is from RefSeq and is a predicted model, not a curated record. Gene Ontology annotation, molecular function: cellulase activity.
AUGUCUUCUAUCAAAUCUCUCGCCCUCCUGGCUCUGGCCACUGGAUUUGCCAGCGUAGUCAACGCAGCAGAGACCGGCAAAACCACUCGCUACUGGGAUUGCUGCAAGGGUUCCUGCUCCUGGCCUGGCAAAGCAGCUGUCUCUGCUCCCGUCACCACCUGUGAUAAGAGCGACAACCCUUUGACUGAUGCUAACACCGCCUCUGCCUGUGACGGUGGCUCCGCCUACAUGUGCUCUGACCAAUCCCCCUGGGCAGUCUCUGACACCUUGGCCUACGGUUUCGCUGCCACCAACAUUGCUGGUGGCUCAGAGGAAAGCUGGUGCUGCUCUUGCUACAAACUCACCUUCACCACCACCUCCAUCGCCGGCAAAACCAUGAUCGUGCAAUCCACAAACACCGGUGGCGACCUCGGCAGCAACCAAUUCGAUAUCGCGAUCCCGGGCGGAGGAACUGGUAUCUUCAAUGCAUGCACCGAUGAGUACAAUGCUCCCUCGUCAGGUUGGGGAGCUCAGUACGGAGGGAUCAGCACAAACACUUGCAGUUCUUUCCCCAAAGCUUUGCAGGCAGGCUGUGGUUUCCGCUUUGACUGGUUCGAGGGUGCCGAUAACCCUGAAGUCGAGUUUGAGCGUGUCGAGUGUCCCGCUGAGAUUGUGGCAAAGAGUGGAUGUAAGAGAGAUGAUGAUGGCCAGCAGCUCAAGUUCGCCGCCGCCGCUGCUUCCUCAUCGCCUGUUGCUGCUUCUUCGGCCUCUUCUUCGUCGCCCGUUGCUGCCUCGUCUACUGAGGCUGCUCCCGUCGUUUCUUCCGCUGCUGAGGUCACAUCUGCUGCUUCCUCGACCUCCGAGGCUACCACGUCAUCUGAAGCCUCUGUCUCAUCCGCUGCUGCUUACAAGGCCCCGGUCGCCGAUUCGUCUGCUGUCGAGUCGUCUGCCGCUCCCUAUACUGCUCCCGCUGUCGAGUCAUCUGCGAUUGAGUCAUCUGCCGCAGCGUACACCCCCACCACCCCCAUCGUAUCUUCAUACUCCGCCGUCGAAGUCUCCAGCACUUCUCUCUCAUCGGCAACUGCACCUUCAUCUACCGGCAGCUCGGAGGAUGGACCAUGCAAUGUCCAGUACGUUUACGAGUACGAUCUUUAA